This is a messenger RNA of Paramecium octaurelia, 394 nucleotides long. Lineage: Eukaryota; Ciliophora; Oligohymenophorea; Peniculida; Parameciidae. The record is from the annotation of a GenBank genome assembly.
AAUGGAUCAAUUGGAUUAGAAAUAGUUAGAAUAGCUUAAGUAAUAAUAGGCAUAGAAGGAACAAAUGGAAGAAGUCAAAAAGUCUAUUCUGACCCAAAUAUUGACACCUGAAGCAAAGCAAAGAUGUAAAUACAUUGAAUAUUUCAUAUUUAGUGGCAAAUAUCAAAUUGGUUAAACCAGAGAAGGCAGAGUUGAUCGAAGUCCAGCUUUGUUAAUGGGCCAAACAAGGGAAGAUUACAAAUCAACUUUCUGAGGAUGAAUUGAUAAAAUUACUCGAAGCAGCAGAAGGAUAGAAAAAACAAGAAACAAAAGUUACUGUAAAUUUACAGUCUAAAUUACAUAGUUUAAGAGAAGAAAAUUGUCUAGUGAUGAUGAAGAUGAUAUAUGAUAUGGG